This is a messenger RNA of Zychaea mexicana, 2312 nucleotides long. RefSeq lists its product as uncharacterized. NCBI's taxonomy places the organism in Eukaryota, Fungi, Mucoromycota, Mucoromycetes, Mucorales, Lichtheimiaceae. The transcript has a single exon. Bases 134 to 1894 code for a protein of 586 amino acids. The record is from RefSeq and is a predicted model, not a curated record.
UUUCGUCUCUUUUUACUUUUUUUUCCUCCGUUCUUUCUUUUUUCUCUUUUAUUUUUUGCUGCUUUCGUAUCAACAAAAAGCUUUACGGACAAACGACGCACACCGCACACAGCAACACACACAGCGCUUGUGGAUGUAUUUUCACUCAUCCAGCUACCGUCACGAGAAAUACGCAGCGCUCCGCUCGUCUGCUGCUCGGGUCGAUUCUAAAAAGGAUUCUAGCACAAAGAAGCGCUCGUCUUUAUCAUCCAACACAUCCGGUGCCGACAGCGGAUACACCUCCUCGGCAUCGUCGUCGCCUAAUGCAACACAGCCCUCUCCGAUCAGUUUGCGGGCAGCCGCUGAAGAGCAGCAGCAGCAUCAGCAGCAGCAUCAGCAGCAUCAAGCAUCAAGUAGCAAUGCUGCUUCUGCUGCUGCUGCCACCAGUCAGCAAACCGAUAGCAGCACACAACCAGUAGCGACGCCCAUCGUCAGAAAGCAACCCAAGAAAAAAUCAAGUCGUACAAAAGCCCAUUUACAGCAGCAGCAGCAGCAGCAACAAACAAGACAGCCAGAUCUCGUCUACUCCUGCCCUCGACCCUUGGCCUUCCCCUUCCACAACGAUGCCCAUUUCCUGCCUGUAGCAGAAGCAGAUCCAAGAGACGUGGCGCGCGUAGCACCGUCCACGCCAGGCACCGCCAACAGCUCUAGGAGACAAUCUGCAGCAUCCAGCAAAGCAUCCUCACUUGCUUCGUCCAGCCAGUUUGAUCAGCACAGUGCAUAUCGGUAUCACCGCUCCCUCCGUUCCAAGUCCUCGUCGAUCCACGACAAUGAUGUUGAUUUCGGUGAUACCGAAACGCUCCGCAGCCAGCGUUCGUCCUCUGCCUCGAUUAUCAGCUCCAUGCAUCGAGGCACCGUCCGAUCCCUGCGGUCGUUGUUCCAAAUACCCACCCCACACCAUCCGCCAUCGCACCAUCAUCCGCCACAGACACCACGGUCAUCCACUUCGUCAUCCAUGCCGCCAGCAUCACGCCAGUCGUCGAUCCACAGCACAUCAGCAACAGCACGGCCUGAAAUCAAAAGGGGAACAGUUCAGUCAAUUAAAGAAAUCUUUUCCUCGUCCUCGUCAGAUAUCACAACGUCCAACAAUCUGGCCAUCGCCGAACGGAAUGCUCAGGCCAAUAGUAAAACGUCGCGUUUGUUGGGUCGCUUGUCGCCCAAUCGUUUCAAGCACUCUCACCACCAACAACAACAGCAACAGCCAUCAUCACGGCAGCAGCAGCAGCAGCAGCAGCAGCAGAGAUCGCGAUCAUCCUCUGUUGUUUCUGAUGCCACGACGUUGUGUAAUAAACCAUUACCCAAAUCACCCAAGACUACAACUGAUACAUCACCAUCCAUGGAUAAGCUGCUGGCAUCUGCACCUGCAGUACCUAGCAAGCCACCUUCAUCGUCAGCGUUUGCUAGCUUUAAGCGAAUGUUCACGCGAGAAAAGAAAAAGUCACCAUCAUCAGCAUCAUCAGCAUCUCCACACGCAUCAUCCACAGUUACCACUACAACCACACCAUCACCACGUACUAACACAACGCCACAAUCACCGGCACCGCCACAACAGCAGCCACCAAAACCCCUGCGUCGUUCGCUUUUGGCUACGUGGUUACGUCCUGAUCCAACACCCAAAAAGAAGGGUCCAUUGAUGACUGGCCCACCACUCCCCAAGCAACAACCAAAGCCAUCUUCGACGACAACGACAGCAGUUGAGGAAUCCUCUGCUAACUCUGAUGCGACGGCCAACAAGGUAGUCGACCAACAGCAAGCACAAGAGGAGCAAGAGCCACCAACAGUUGUGGGUCGUUUGUGGAAAAGCUUCAAGCGCAUGGUCACUGGUAAAAAGACGUCGCGUGUUGGCGUCCUGUAAUUUUGUAUUAUUUUCUUCUUUUUUUGUAUCAAUAACUUUUAACCGUAUGCCCUACACCAACCACUGUAAAAAAAAGACGUCUUUACUCAUAUAAAAAAAAAAAAAGGAGAAAAAGGAAUUCGCUUUCUUUUUUCUUUCUUUUUUUUUGUUUCUUGUAUACCACUCAAAUUCACACUCGCACUCUUAAAAUAAGCCCUAAAACCAGUUUGUAUUUUAUUUUGUUCUCCUCUCCUUAUAUGCCCUCAACCACACUACCUAUUACCCAUCCAUACACACUCACACACUAAACACACUUUUUCUUACUCUCACUACUAUGAUGGACAUUCGUCCCUCCUUUUUUUGUGGAAAAAAAAAAGCUCAACAUAAGCCUUUUGAUUAUCAGUAAUAAUAAACGUAUAUUACCUCCUUUUGUUAUAUA